AUGACAAAACAAAAGUUUACGAGACUUGCGACAGAGAGCGAACAUAAUCUUACGUCACAGCCAGCUAUGCCUUUACAAACUCUUUCGCCUCCAAACCAGGCGGCCUCUACUAGUCCCAUUAGUUUCGAUGCACCUCCUCACGUUGUUCAUUUUGCGCAAUUGCCUCCACCCCGAAGGAGCUCCCUUCCAAACAUAGAUAUGGAAGAUGAGUGGCCUUUUACCGAAAUUCCGCAAGAACUUAGAACGGCAGAAGAAAAUUACAACUCAAACGCUGCCAAUAAUACAGAAGCAAAUUCGAUGCGAACCGAUUGGAAGAGAGAAUUAUUCCUUUUGCUGGAAGAUCCUUCCUCAAGUAACGCCGCUUUUCUGGUGAAUGUGUUUGUGUCUUUCUCAAUUGUACUUAGUGCAGUUCUAACUACUGUUGAGACAAUACCUUCAUUUAGGUCCACAUCGAGUUCCGUGUGGUUUAACUUUGAAACGACUAUAGUAGUUUUCUUCACAUUAGAGUACGGGUUACGUUUAGUUGCACAUUCCGAUUCAUUUCGCCAAUUAUGGCGAUUCGUAAAAGCUCCUCUCGCUGUCAUAGACUUUAUUGCCAUUGCACCUUAUUAUAUCGAAUUAAUGUUUCAUCAUGAUACAACCUAUGAUUUUCGAUUUACUAUCCUUCGGUUGUUUCGCCUUCUUCGCGUCUUCAAAGCCUUCAAAUAUUCUUCCACGAUUAUCAUGACUAUUGAAGUGAUGAUAGUUGCUGUAAAACGAAGUAUGGAUGCUUUGGGAGCAUUAUUUUUCUUCAUGGUGACAAGUAUUGUACUGUUUUCAACUUUAUUAUAUUUUGCGGAACGUGGAACUUGGGAUCAGGAAAAGAAAGUAUUUGUUGAUAGUAAAGGAUAUCCUAGUUCCUUUGAUAGUAUUCCAUCAGCUUUUUGGUUUGUUAUGGUUACUAUUACUACAACAGGAUAUGGUGAUAUGGUUCCCACUACAUUUAUAGGAAAAUUGAUAGCAUUUCCCGCAAUGAUGUGCGGGAUUCUUUUAAUUGCCUUACCAUCAAUUAUUGUUGGAAGAAAUUUUACAUUAGUAUGGGAGGCAAUGCGUCAAUAUCGUCGAUCAAAUGCCAAUUCUCGGGUAAACAAUAACCAAAAUGGGACUGAAGAGGACGAAGGAUUUACUUUGGGUCCUGAUUUACGAGCAAGUUUUGAAAGUACACAUUCUUUUGUAUCUCAUGUACCUCGCGGAUAUUCUUCAAUGAACGAAGAAUUAAUAGCUAAUCAGGAUACAUUGUUGGAACAAAUGAGUACUUUAAUAAAAUUAUCAAAACAAAAUCAAGCUGCCUUGGAAAGAAUUCAACAAUCCUUGGAGCAAAAUGGAAUACAAUGUGAUGUGUAUGAAGAGAAAGAGAAAGAGAAGGAGGCAAGGAAUAACUUGACAAUACCGGAAAAAAUUGCAACAGGAGGAUCCUGA
This is a messenger RNA of Funneliformis caledonium, 1458 nucleotides long. NCBI's taxonomy places the organism in Eukaryota, Fungi, Glomeromycota, Glomeromycetes, Glomerales, Glomeraceae. The record is from the annotation of a GenBank genome assembly.